GAAAAAAAAACAGUUAUGUCCAUCAGAGAUUGGAGCGAUGGCAUUAAGAUACGUAUGAUUGCAUCUGAGAAAUUUGUAUGUGGUUUCAAUUUUACAGCAGAAGAAAAACAAGCUAAAGAUGGAAAUCAAGCUUCACCAACCCCUCAGCUCAGUGUCUGGCAGUUAGCAAGCCCUUCUCUGCCUCCUGAGUUGAAAAAGCUUAAUGGCAUGGUGGAGGCUGAACAGGUCAACAAGCGUUUGCUGUUUCGAAGGAAGCGGUCCAUUCUGUUUCCCAGUGGAGUUAAGAUCUGCCCCGAUGAAUCUAUUGAACAGGCUAUUGCCAACCACCUGAAAUACUUCAGACUCAGAGUAUGUCAGGAAACAGUCUGGGAGGUCUUCAAGACGUUCUGGGAUAGACUGCCAGAGCGUGAGGAGUAUCACACCUGGAUGAGCCUCUGUGAGGAAGGAACGAUGAGCAUCUUUGAAAUGGGCAGGAACUUCAGUCAAUCUGAGGAGCACCGAAGUCUGAUUGUGAAGAAACUGUCCUAUACAAAGGAAGCGAUGGCUGGCUCCUGCAAUGAUUGGUCUUGUGGGAGUGGGACUCCAACUCCAGCUUCGGAUGCUGAUGUUACCACACUGAGAGAUGCAGCUGCCAACGUUCCUCCCCCUCAUGAGGUGUCCAUUGAGAGUCCUGCAGGUGGUACCAUCCCUGAAACUGAAGAUGCAGACACAACUAUCAAUAAUGAGAUAAAGAAGGAGGAUGAGAAUCUCAUGAGGCCUGUAACUGAGCGGAUGAUUGAGUUCAGCAUUGUGAUUGUUGGAGAAAAGUACAGCGAGGAGCUGAGUGACCCAGACACCGUGAAGCGUCAGCUGCUCUCUGAACAAUUUGUUUCUCAGAUCCAAAAGGUAUUUGAAGGACUACCUGGAUACAAAAACAUCCGUGUCCUGGAAUUCAGCUCUCCUGAGGAGGACAGUGGGGUGGAAGUGCACUAUGCUGUUACUUUUGAUGGAGAAGCCAUCAGCAAUGCCACCUGGGACCUGAUUAACCUUCACUCCAACAAGGUGGAGGACAACUCCUUUAUGGACAUAGAGGAUAAUCCAACAGUUGUUUACACCAUCAGCGAUUUCCAAGAUUAUAUUGCUGAAAUUCUCCAGAAAAAUGCCUUGCUUGAAAACACUUCCUUGAUUUUAGACCCAAACUCUCUCCAACUUAUUAAUGUGAAAGAAAUACUACACCCUACCCAAGCAGAUCCAUCCUGGAUUACUGAGCAUCCAGGUGUGUUGGAGCGUGCGGAGUUUGAUGAUAACACCUUUUUAGCUGAACGGCCUUCAGCAGAUGAAUCAACGGUCAGCAAUACCUUGCCCUUUGAUUCCACCAAACCAGAUUCCACUUCAGAUAGUGAAGAGUCCAAUGACAAUGAAAUCCACCGAAGACCAGCAAAUCAGGACUCUGAGGCCAGCUGGACACCUGAUGCUCCACUUUCCUCCAAAGCUGAUGUCACCUCUUCGCCUGAUGAGCUGAAUUUAGAAGAUGGGAAUCAGACUCCUCCUUUGGUCACUGCACCAGCAUUAGAGCGUGAUUCUGUGGACUCCCUGGAAUGGCUGUCAGCCCCUGAUUCUUCAGAUGGGUUUGAAGAUACUGGGCUAUCAGAAGACUUUAUUCUGCCUUCGAGUCCCCCUUCUCACCUCGUGCCUGAAGAACCUCCAUCUACAGAUGAUUACGUAGUUCCCCUGUCUCCUGCAUCAACAGUGGCCUCCUCGUCAGUCACGGAGACUGAUACUAAAGCAACAGCCUCUGCUGAGGUGGAAAAAGUAACUCAGGGUAGUCCUGCAGACAGUAACAAUGCAGACUCUGUGUUGCAUAAUUCUGUGGAAGAAAAUCCUUUUCCCUCAGAAUUACACCCUGUAGAAGCUGAAACUGAUAUUUAUCUCGGAGAUAGAAUUACAUAUGAAGAUGGGUCUGCUUCAGCUUUUGAUGGUUCAGGAAAAGAAACGGAAUCAAGUAUUUGGCCUUGGGAAGAAGCAACGCUGGAACCUGUUUUCUACCCUGGUCCUGAUAGCUGGCUUGAUGAUGAUAAUGAGUCUUUGUUAAUCAGAACUGAGGAUAUUCCUGAAGGCCUGAUCUUAGAUUAUAUUCUUAACUCUCAGAAUAAAUUAGAUGAUGAUCCUUCCAAAGAUGAAAAUGAAGGUAUGGCUGACAUAGAAGAAAAUUUUCUUGAUGAAUCUGAAAUAUUUGUCUUUCCUGAGACUACAACUCAGCACGUAUCUCUGCUUCAGACAGAGGAGCCAUUACCUGUGGAGCCAUCUACACAGACAGAAGCAUCGAGCACAUACGAUUCUUCUUUUGUUAAACCAGUCCUCAUUCUGGAGCCAUCAGAGGACUAUUCCUUUGUAGACAUGCCAACUGGAGAAGCCCCUGUCUCAACACACAACACAGAUGUGUCUGUUGAAGAUGAUAGUCUCCUUACACCUGCAGUACCCCUCAGUAUGGACAAUAGUCCUACAUCUACUGCAGCACUCAGUACGGACAGUAGUCUUACAUCUACAGUAACCCUCAGUAUGGACAGUAGUCUUGUAUCUACAGUAACCCUCAGUGUGGACAAUAGUCUUACGCCUACAGUAACCCUCAGUACAGACAAUAGUCUCACAUCUACCGUAAGCCUCAGUGUGGAGCAACCUGAAGAGUCCAGUGUAGGUCAGGAGAUCGUUUCUGAGGCAGUUGAACACCAGCAUGAAGGCAGGCCAACAUCAGAAGAACUGUUCACAGCAGGGCAGUCAGAUCUGACUGAAUCUGCUACGAUAGGCUACUUGGACACAAGCAGUUCAGAAACUAUUCUGACUGCAGAUCCUUUUGUGGUGAACACUGAUACUUCCACAGAAGAGCAGCAAGCCCUGGACACAUCUUUGGCAGGCCAAAACACUGGCUCGGCAAUAAAGAAACCAGCUGAUGUUUGGCCUACUGACAGAGUGCUAGAAAAUAUAUUAGAUCAGACAGUAAAAUCAGCAACACCAACUGUAGUUGAAGCUGCAACUACGGUUCCUUCUGUAACAGAGCAGGCCACUGUUCUAGAGGGUGUUGCUGGACAGGGUGGUACAGACCACAGCACGCUUGUUUCCACGAGCAUCAGCACUGUUAGGAACUCCUACGUAACUGUGAGCGUCACAGCAAACAUCGCCGAGCUUCCAUCCAAUCUCCCACCGAUGGGAUCCACAGCGUCACCAUCGGUGGUUACCUCAGCAAAGGUGGGAGAUGAAACAGCCAGGGUCCUGGAUGUGUCAGUGGGGCUGGAUCACGUCAGCGUUGUCAGCUUUUCUCCUGAGCCGAGUGAGGAGGGAAGGAGCCUGACUGACAGUCACGUGGAGCUGACCACCCGUGCCCAAUCCACAGAGAUGGCCAGCGUGGCGUGGGCCACGCGUGAGAACCACAACAGCACUCCUAUCCCAUCACGAGCUCUGGUCGUGUUUUUCAGUCUUCGGGUUACCAACAUGAUGUUUUCAGAGGACCUGUUCAACAAAAAUUCCCCUGAAUAUAAAGCAUUGGAGCAACGAUUCUUGGAACUGCUGGUGCCGUACCUUCAGUCAAACCUAACAGGCUUCCAGAAUCUGGAGAUCCUGAACUUCAGAAAUGGCAGCAUUGUGGUGAACAGUCGAAUGAAAUUCGCCAAACCCGUGCCUCGGAAUGUCACCAAUGCUGUGUACAUGAUCCUGGAAGACUUCUGCAACACUGCGUAUCACACCAUGAACCUGGCCAUCGAUAAAUAUUCCCUGGAUGUGGAAUCAGGUGAGCAAGCAGAUCCCUGCAAGUUCCAGGCCUGCAAUGAGUUCUCCGAGUGCUUGGUGAAUCGCUGGAGUGGGGAGGCUGAGUGUGUCUGCAAUCCCGGCUACCUGAGCAUCGAUGGGCUGCCGUGCAACAGCAUCUGUGAUCUGCAGCCCAACUUCUGCCUGAACGAUGGCAAGUGCGACAUCAGCCCCGGGCAAGGCGCCAUAUGCAGGUGUCGUGUAGGAGAGAACUGGUGGUACAGAGGGGAGCACUGUGAGGAAUACGUGUCUGAGCCCCUGGUUGUGGGUAUUGCCAUUGCUUCUGUGGCAGGGUUCCUUCUUGUGGCAUCUGCUGUCAUCUUCUUCUUGGCCAGGACCCUUCGAGACCAAUACACGAAGAGCGACACUGAGGACUCUCAGGGGCAGGGUGACAGCCUCUCGUCCAUUGAGAAUGCCGUUAAGUACAACCCCAUGUACGAAAGCGAUACGACUGGCUACAGCCACUACUACCGCAGGUACCCUCAGCUAACAUCCUACAGUUCCACCAGCGCAGACACGUCCACCGACUACAGCAGUGAAGAGAUAAGGCACAUUUAUGAAAACAGUGAGCUUACAAAGGAGGUAAGUGACAUGGCUUUUAUACUGGCAGAGAUGUACAAUAGCUAAAUAAGUCACAACUAUGGCUGCUGCAACUACAUCGGAGGAGAGAGAAAGGCCUUCUUGACCUGCUUGCUAUUAAGCGUAUGGAAAGGAAUGGGUGUGCUUGGAGGAGUAAUGAAUUUCACAUGAUAACAGAGCUGACUGCCUAAGUAGCUGCAUGAGGACUGGAGUGGUUUGCUUUAGUGCUAGA
This is a messenger RNA of Anas platyrhynchos (mallard), 4588 nucleotides long. NCBI's taxonomy places the organism in Eukaryota, Metazoa, Chordata, Aves, Anseriformes, Anatidae. The record is from RefSeq and is a predicted model, not a curated record.